This is a messenger RNA of Pecten maximus, 3690 nucleotides long. RefSeq names its product protein unc-50 homolog. The transcript is spliced from 8 exons. The coding region runs from base 186 to 1019 and encodes 277 amino acids. Lineage: Eukaryota; Metazoa; Mollusca; Bivalvia; Pectinida; Pectinidae. The record is from RefSeq and is a predicted model, not a curated record. Gene Ontology annotation, cellular component: Golgi membrane.
GACAACGUGUAAACGAAACUAAGUCAAUUAUUACUCAUUUACGUUAGAUAUUUUGUCAUAAUAUAUAGAUUACUUCUUCUCGAAACAAUGCCCUAUUCACAAUCGAAUUUGCGAUGUUAUUGAAGUGAUAUCAAGACAUGAUUAUCCAGAGAUGAUCUAUUAAGAGUUGGCUGACAAGUUAAACAAUGGCAGACACAAGUAGAUUUUCUCCACCCACAUCACCAACGUCUUCGAUUGGAUCAUCAUUUAGCCAGGAUAAUGAUGGAAACAGAUCAAGGCUUUCUAGACAGGAUUCAAAAAAUGAAAGUAGGCUUACAGCCUCAGCAAAGAGACAAAAAUAUCUUAAACGCUUGUUUAAAUUUCGUCAGAUGGACUUUGAAUAUGCAUUUUGGCAAAUGGUCUACUUGUUUGUAUCCCCACAAAAAGUGUAUAGAAACUUUCAGUAUAGAAAAUACACCAAAGAUCAGUGGGCCAGAGACGAUCCAGCAUUCCUGGUACUGUUGAGUUUUUGGUUGGUUGCAUCAUCCAUAGGAUUUGCACUGGUACUAGGACUGACCUUUGUGGGAUUCAUCAAGUUUAUACUGUGGGUUGUGUUUGUGGACUGUGUCGGAGUGGGUCUGCUUAUAGCAACAUUAUUCUGGUUUAUCACCAAUAAGUAUAUGAUUCUUGCCCCUCCCCGGGGACAAGAUGUGGAGUGGGCAUAUGCAUUUGACGUCCAUCUUAAUGCUUUCUUUCCUCUUCUAAUGAUACUUCACCUGUUCCAGCUGAUAUUCCUUGUCCCUUUAAUUUACCAGGACCAUUUUAUAGGAUUACUAAUUGGGAACACAUUCUGGCUGGUGGCCAUUUUUUAUUACGUCUACAUCACAUUUUUAGGCUACAGUGCCCUCCCGUUUUUGAGAAACACACGGACAUUGUUAUUCCCCCUGACAGGGGUAGUGCUAUUGUACAUUCUCUCACUUGUGAUUGGUUGGAACUUCAGUAGAGGCCUUUGUAACUUCUAUCACUACCGGGUCAAUUAGGCAGCACAACGCCACCUGGUGGAUAAUUGUGUACUGUAAAGUGUGUCACAUAGGUCAAACAGCGCCAUCUGGUGGAGUUUUAUGUAUACUGUGUGUCACAAAGGUCAGGCAGUGCCAUCUAGUGGAGUAUUGUGUAUAAUGUGUGUCACAAAGGCUGAACAUGUACAGCACCACCUGGUGGUACAUUUUGUAUACAGCAUGUCACAUAGGCUACACAGCGCCACCUGGUGGAGUAAUGUGCAAACAGUGUGUCACAGGUCAUACAGCACCACCUGGUGGAACAUUUUGUAAACAGUGUGUCAACCUAUUACAUUCAGUAGAUUACAUGAUACAUCGUAAAGGAAAGAGAGAAACAUUUUAUCCCCCCCAAAUUUCUCUUAGUUUGUAAACAAAGAUAGAAUUCAAAAAUAUUUAUUUUCCAGUGGUGUGUGAUAGCGAGAAUGUAUACUUUCAAUUUUAGUUUCGACAGCCUUUCCUUUAGAUAAAUGUAUGUAUAUGAAAGACUGCAAAAUAAUGAGUGUAAUAUUUUUGCAAGACUAAAAGCUUAUGGAAGAAAGAUUCAUAAAACAUUUUCAUAUUAUUUCUUGAAGCUUAUUAUGUGUUGCAUUGUUUUCAUAAAUUCAGUUUUAUAUAAGUGCCCCAUUUAGUUUAUAUCAACAUGUUAUUCCAUAUACCCUGUCUCCUUUGUCCGAACUGACAUGAUGAGAACAUAUAUAUAGUCUCCUCAUCACAAGCUCCAUAUUACAGCUUAUAUCACAUCGCUGUUGGACCAGUUUUCUCUUACCCUGUACAGGGAUAUUCACAACUUUACUGUUGUGAGAUAUUCUUAUUUUACUGAAGGGUUGAGACAAGCUACAUGUACACAUUCAUUUUGAACAUUCUCAACAAUUUUAUGACAUCAUGGGAACAAAACAAUUCAAUCAUAUCAUAUCGGAUCCACAAACCAAUAAUGUCAUGUCAAACUGUCUUUCAUUUUUAUAACAUUAUUAGAUACAUAUUAGGAUGUUAGCAGGGUAAGAGAAAAAUAAUCAUUCAUCCCUUGGGAGUGAGACGGGAUAUCAACCUUCGUGGUAAGAUUCUUAAGACCUCGUCUUUGGCAUCUUAAGAAUCUUCCUCCUCAUGUUGAUAUCUCCUUAUCUCACACUCAAGGGGAUGAACUAUUGUCAUAGUUUCUGACGAUCAGACAUCUUGAGAGAGAUUAGAAGACUUCUUUUCUGUCUAUGACAAAAUGUCAGUGUUGAUACUGCAUAUGCAUUUAUGACGUAAAUAAUUCUAUGACCCGUACAUGUGUGUACAUGUAUUAACUAAGUUUUCUGUUACUUCGAUUGUGAGACAUGAUUAUCAAAGUUAUACCAUGACUGUAGCUACAACAGUUAUCUACAUUUUUGUUUGUGAAACCUAAGUUUCAUGACAGGAAACUUUUGCACUCUGACAAAAAAAAAAAUGAAAAAUUCCAACCUAUUUUAGAUUAGCCCAGGCCAUACCUUGAGAGAAACUUUAAUGUUAUAUUUGCUAUGCUGAAUUUUAAUAGUACCAGUAGUGGUUUUAUAGACUUUGGACUUUGAGAUACGGAUAUAUCUGCAUUGUUUUGUGGGUUUCAUCAUUGCCUGUUUUAUGUUUGUUAGAUUUAAUCACAUUUGACCAUGCUAAUCAGUUUCCCAUUGCAAGUAGGUUUGGGUAGAAACAAUUAAUUAAACCUGUCAGAUAAUUUUUAAAUGUAACUCGGCAAAAGGCUCGUCAUAUAUCAAAUUCUUAAAUGAAUUUAAUGAAUCCCAUAUUGCAUUGACCCUUGGGUGACCUCCCCUGUUUACUAUUUAACAAUGCAAUAUUUUAUGUAAGAAUUGAUUAAAAUCUGAUAGCAGUCCGAGUUUCCUCUGACCCUGAAACCGGACUUGGACAUUCUGACGAGUUUCCUCUGACCCCGACACUGGACUUGGACAUUCUGACAGAUAGAUGUCUGGAUUAUGGCCCCUACCAGACAUCCAUCUGUCAGAAUGUCCAAGUCUGGUGUAAGGGUCAGAGGAAACUCUGGCUAUAAGUAUUAAAGAGAGAGAUUAAGUGUGUGUAGUUCUGUUGAGUGAUAGAUACAUAUUAUUGGUGAUUUGCUUGAUGUGAUAAAACAAUAGGCAUCAACACAUGUUGUGUGAUAUAUAUAGUACAUGUAGUAGUAUAUUCAAAGCAGAUUGUACAAUUUUCAUUUUGUGACAAAUUUCUCCAUACAACUCUUCAUAAAAGUCUUGAAAGUGUUUUGUCCAAAAUAAAUAUGAGUUCAUGAGUGGAUGAGAGACAUGAGAAUUUGUUACAGCGUAGAUGAUUUUUAACCCGCUAAAGUAUCUAAAAAUAUUCUCAUGAUAUAAGGAUAUUUUUAGAUUCAGUUAGAAUGUAAGAAAUAUUCUCAGGUCCCUGUGAGUUACAAGUGUACAGUGUCACAGUAACUGUGAAUAUAGAGAGUAUGUAAGAACCCAGAAUGAUGGCAUUUUAUAUCAUAAUUACCAGUUUGUAAUCCUUUGAUUGUAAAUCAUGACUGGACAAAAUUACAUGUAUAUUGUAAACAUCAGUUUUGUAAAUGUAUUCUUUCCCUGUAAACAGUUUGUAAAUAUGUAAAUUAGCAACAAUGUAAAGGAGGGUCAAUUCUUUAAUCAUUUCAAAUAAAACUGAAUUUAAAAAAGAC